Molecule: messenger RNA, 3266 nt
Organism: Tetranychus urticae (two-spotted spider mite)
Lineage: Eukaryota; Metazoa; Arthropoda; Arachnida; Trombidiformes; Tetranychidae
Source: RefSeq, a predicted model, not a curated record
GUUCAAGUAAACAACAUAAAGAGAACAGAGGUUCACUUUGGUGAUUUUCACAUCGUCAUCAGCAUUGUAACUCUGAACUAUUAUAAAAAAAAGUGAUAGAGGGAAUUAAGGUGAAAUCCAAUAAAGAAAUAGAAAGUAUCUGAUAACCACACCCGAAACAUUCGAUAUUGACACUUCAUGGUUAACACCAUCACCAUAGUUAAAAUAGUCUUCGCGAAUAGUUAAUAAUGAAAACGCAAAUUCGUUAAUUUACUUGAAUUGGAGAAGUUUCUUUUUAUAAUUGUUCACAAGUUUACUUGCCUCCAUUGAGUUGAAAUAGUCUGAGACAUCAGACUGGAAUUACAGACUAAAUUAUUAUACCAGUGAUCAUUAUCUAAAAUCAUCAUGGAUUAUCGUUCAACAUGGAUGUCGCUUUUAGGAUUGACCAUUUUACUCAUUGCUCCAACUGUUUUCUCCAUCAGUAUGAGUGCCUCGAGGAAACAAGAAAUAUUUGAACUUUGUUAUGGUCGUCAACGGUCAAUGGGACAAAUAACACCACUCAUUAAUGGACAAACAAAUCCACCUUUGGCUGCCAGUGUUGAAAAUUUGAUCGCCUUGAUUGAAAAGAUUGAAAAUUCAACAACUCGUACCAUGCAAGCAAAAGAUUUAGCAGCAACCAUUUUAAAAAAAUUCCGGUCCGAUGGUAACGUGAUUAGAACCAACAGUUUCCUUGACCAAUCUCCGCCCUACGCAGGCAUAGAUAAGAUUGAAGAUGCCUUGUUGGACUCGACGACUGAUGUCAAUUUUGACGAUCAAACGAUCUUAACGACUAAUGAAAGAUGCUCUCUUUACUAUAUGCUUUCAUAUCAAAUCAAUAAAACAGAAAAGGCAAGUUCAACAUCUCGGUACAACAGUGCUUACCGAGCUCCGCCAAUGAACUCAAGACCAUCAGUUGGAACUUCAAGAUAUGGUAAUAAUGUAAACUAUGCUCCAACUGCCUCAGCUAUAAAACCUCGUGAAUAUGGUGUGGGAAGUUUUCGAUCUAAUAGUGACAAUGCAAUCGCUCUGAAUCGUUUGUUGCUUGGUGUGAUAGCAGGUCAAAUUAAUAGCCCGGGUAUAGCUCUUCGUGACAUUUUUACUAAAUUGAAACCUGAUACUCAAUAUGAGACUAUCACUAAAAUCAAUGUUGAUGAGGUGAUCAAUCCUUUAAUGGCAGUAACUUUAAGUAAUAUUAUGGCGAUGUCGGCUGCGGAAGGCGAAAAGGUAGAAGUUCAGAAGAUAGGAGUAUCUGGUUCCUGGGAUAAUGCAGCAUGCACAAUGGAAUAUACUUUAAACAAUGAAAAUCCGUCUGAAGCUACUUUGGCUAAUAUUCGUGGAGGUAUUGAUGGAUAUUAUAUUGGUGAACUAGCCAAAAGCUUAUCAAAAACUCCCUCCGGAAUGAAAUUGAGAUUGAGUCAAAUAUUGCGAUAUUAUUAUGAUAACGUUGGAGGUAGAAUUUCUAGUACUUGUUAUUGUGACAAAUCCUCCGUUACCCUUGAUGACCGAAGCAUCAGAGAUACUGCAACAAAUUACUUUAAAGUUUACGAAAUCGGUGUCAAAGGCAAUGUUAUCUCAGAAGAAGCAGUGACUCUGGCUAUUGAAGGUAAAAGACAGCAUAUCGAAGCAGCUUAUGUCAAAGCUAGAAUGAUUCCAGCUGAAGAUGCUGAGUAUUGUGCUACUGGUGGGGGAAUGACUGGUAAAUUAGAUUGUGAAACUCCAACUGAUCUAUUUGUUGCUAUUGAUCUUCAAUCUCCCGAUGCUGACAAAUACAAAAAUUUGACAGCUCGCUUGAUCAAUAACCUGAAUCUUGGUAUUUAUGGCUCUUCAGCAACUGUCCUUUCUUUGAAUCGAGAAGAUAGUGCCACUUCCGAAACUGGGCAAACUUUUCGAAAUAAUUUGAAACAUUUGGCAUGGGCCAGUUAUAAUAAAGGCUGUCCAGGCUGUUCUAUGACUUACCCAAGAGAAGAUACUUACGGAAAUCCCAUAAAUGCUCCAUCGGCUGAUCUUUACCUUCGAAUAAAUGAUACUUUGCGUGAUUUUGAAGCUAAUAAAUGGCAUUUACCAGCAGCUCCAGCCAGACCGUUUAUCAUUAUGGGUGGAUCUUAUUCGGCUAGAAGUAUUGAUUCAAACAUUCGAAUGGCUCGUAACAAUUUGAAAACCAAUCAUCGGGAUGUUCAAAUACUCUUGCUCACCAAUGCCGCUGAAAAUGAUUUGACUGAUUACAUAAACGCACCUCAAGAUGUGAUCAAAGACCAAGAUUUAUCAGAUGUAAUGGCUAGAGAACUAUCAGAGAAAAUCUGUCAAGUUCCUGCUGUCUUCCAAUAUGCUGAUUGUCGUCGAGUUAGUACCGAGAGUAAUAAUGCUUUCGAGGGCUACAUAACACCUGGAAGAACACAAUAUUGGGCAAUGUAUCCUGAAUAUUUUAUCAAAAGUUACGAUGUUUCGAUGAAAUUUUAUAGUGCCCAAGGAAAUAUGAGAGUUUGCUUCGGUCGAUAUCCUAAUCCUGAAGAAACAGGUCGAUGUUAUGGAGACGAUGAAGAGACAAGGAAGAAUGGAGAAAUUCGCAUUUACGUUUCAAAUCCAUGUCAAGACAGAGAUUUACAGACUUGUGAACCCUUCUAUUUCACCAUUUCAAUCCCUGAUCAAGGAAUGACAGCAAAUAAUCUGUGCACAGAUAAAAAGUGUCUUAACGCAAAACAAGCCAAAUUCAAGUUCACUCACGCUGGAAUUCAAUGUAGCUCCGCUUUUUCCUUGGUUUCAUCAUUAUACUUGGCCAUUAUUUUAGCUUUGUUAUCAUCUUUUUACAACCAGUCAAAACAAUUCUAAUUCUAAAUAACUCUUUGUGUGAACAAACUGCCAAGCACUUCUUAUGCUUUAAUUUCAUCAUAACUUGACUUUAAUGAACGAUCAUUGAAGUGUCAAUUACCUGUAAUCAAUGUUUCUAGUGACAACUAUUUUCUCCUUUUUUACACAUCAACAGUCUCUGCAAAAAUAUCUUUCAACUCGUGCAGAUAAACUUAGUCAUAAAUCGUGUUUGUUUUUUUAUUUUCAUUUUAAUUUGAAUAAAAUUCACUACAUGAAAACGGUUACAACAGCUUAAUUGUCAAAUAAUUGUAAAAGUUUCCCGUUUGCCUUAAAAUCUUUGGAAGACUACUUUGAAUGACAAAAUCACAUAGAUUGUACCUUUUAAUGGAAUUGUAAUAAUUUUCAGUAAACGAAAUAAAAUAACAUUUACAAUUUAGUAAAAA